Aspergillus pseudonomiae is the source of this 646-nucleotide messenger RNA. RefSeq lists its product as uncharacterized. Lineage: Eukaryota; Fungi; Ascomycota; Eurotiomycetes; Eurotiales; Aspergillaceae. The coding region runs from base 116 to 334 and encodes 72 amino acids. The record is from RefSeq and is a predicted model, not a curated record. The transcript has a single exon.
CUUUUAUGUUCAAGUCGCUCUUUGACAGGCGACUUAAGUUCGUUGUUGCAUCUCGCUGGACGCCAACCCACCCUCUCUUUAUCAUUAUAACUUACAAACCCCGAGAUCAUCUACCAUGUGUUUCAAAGUGGUAGAGCGGUUUUCGGUCUGCGGUUGCCUUUAUUUCCAACACGCGGUUGACCCGUGUGAAGCGUAUGGCCAACGAGGCCAUGUGGUGCAGGAGAAGGUUGUCCUCGUCGGAUAUGCAUGCGAAAAGCAUGCCGCACGACGGGGUGGAUCUACGCCUAAGGGCUGCAAUUGGCCCGAUUCUGGCUAUUCCAGCAAGGGAUUUUGACGUCGAUAAGAUAUGUCAAUUGCAAUGCCCAACCUACGUUGCAUUUUGACUUGUCUGUGAUGUGUCAGUCUUGGAGGCAACUGCAAUUGGAGUCACCAUGAAAACUCACGCGACCAAUUCACCUAUUCUGCCGACGACAAUUCGAUUCUCCGGGCCUUUAUUCAACGCAUGCCUCCUCCUUCCUCUUUACGUUCUACUAGUUCAAACAUCUCACGCAAUCUUCCCCUUCUUCCUGUUUUUCUUUCGGUUUAAUCAUUUGUGCCCCUAGUACUGAGCUAGGGCUGUCGAUGCCGGCCAUGAGACACGACGAAC